This is a messenger RNA of Pogona vitticeps (central bearded dragon), 2942 nucleotides long. Lineage: Eukaryota; Metazoa; Chordata; Lepidosauria; Squamata; Agamidae. The record is from RefSeq and is a predicted model, not a curated record.
GUGCCCCCCCCAAAAGGCUGGUCCCUUUCUCCUUCCUUCGGUGACGCUGCUGGCCAAAGCGAGGGAUCGUGUCCCUCUGCCUUCCUACAGGAUUUUCCGUUCCUACUGUGUGGAUUUGGCUUAGUUCUCAUCCAGCCUCGGCAGCCAUGUCUCGGCCUCUGACCGACCAGGAGAAGAGGAAGCAGAUCAGCAUCCGUGGCAUCGUGGGCGUGGAGAACGUGGCCGAGCUGAAGAAGGGCUUCAACCGGCACCUCCACUUCACGCUGGUGAAGGACCGCAAUGUGGCCACCCCCCGGGACUACUAUUUUGCCCUGGCCCACACCGUGCGGGACCACCUGGUGGGCAGAUGGAUCCGCACCCAGCAGUACUACUACGAGAGAGAUCCGAAGAGAAUUUACUACCUUUCCUUAGAGUUCUACAUGGGCCGGACUCUGCAGAACACCAUGAUAAACCUUGGAUUGCAGAACGCCUGCGAUGAGGCCAUUUAUCAGCUGGGACUGGACAUAGAAGAGUUAGAGGAAAUUGAAGAAGAUGCCGGCCUGGGGAACGGAGGUCUAGGCAGACUUGCAGCCUGCUUCUUAGACUCCAUGGCCACCCUUGGCCUCGCAGCCUACGGUUAUGGGAUACGUUACGAGUAUGGGAUCUUCAACCAGAAAAUCAGAGAAGGGUGGCAGGUGGAAGAAGCCGAUGAUUGGCUGAGACAUGGGAACCCAUGGGAGAAAGCCCGGCCUGAGUACAUGCUUCCCAUUCAUUUCUAUGGGAGAGUGGAGCACACCCAGACGGGUGUGAGAUGGGUAGACACACAGGUGGUCCUGGCUCUCCCUUACGACACGCCGAUACCUGGCUAUAUGAACAACACGGUCAACACCAUGAGGCUCUGGUCUGCUCGAGCCCCCAAUGAUUUCAACCUCCGUGACUUUAAUGUCGGUGAUUACAUUCAGGCAGUACUGGACAGAAACCUGGCAGAAAACAUCUCCCGUGUUUUGUAUCCAAAUGAUAAUUUUUUCGAGGGGAAAGAGUUGCGCCUGAAGCAGGAAUACUUUGUGGUUGCCGCCACCCUCCAGGACAUCAUCCGUCGGUUCAAAGCCUCCAAAUUUGGGAGUACUGAAAGUGUCCGGACGGCUUUUGAUUCCUUCCCAGACCAGGUUGCCAUCCAGCUGAACGACACCCACCCUUCCUUGGCCAUUCCGGAGCUGAUGAGAGUGUUCCUGGAUAUCGAAAAGCUGCCGUGGGAGAAGGCCUGGGACAUCACCACGCGAACCUUUGCCUACACAAACCAUACGGUUCUCCCUGAAGCCCUUGAGCGCUGGCCUGUUGAUUUGGUAGAGAAGCUGCUCCCCAGACACCUCCAGAUUAUCUACGAGAUCAACCAAAGGCACCUGGAUAGAAUCGCCGCGCUCUUUCCGAAGGACGUCGAGCGCAUCCGGCGGAUGUCCCUGAUCGAGGAGGAAGGAGUCAAGCGCAUCAACAUGGCUCACCUCUGCAUCGUGGGCUCCCAUGCCGUGAACGGGGUGGCGAAAAUCCACUCGGAUAUCAUCAAGUCCCAAGUGUUCAAGGACUUUGCUGAGGUGGAGCCAGAGAAGUUUCAGAAUAAAACCAACGGCAUUACCCCUCGGCGCUGGCUCCUGCUUUGCAACCCAGGACUGGCAGAACUGAUUGCAGAGAAAAUAGGAGAGGACUAUGUGAAGGAUCUGAGCCAGCUGACCAGGUUGCACCGCUACGCGAACGAUGAGCUGUUCAUUCGGGAAGUGGCCAAAGUGAAGCAGGAAAAUAAGGUCAAGUUUGGCCAGUAUCUGGAGAGGGAAUACAAGGUGAAGAUCAACCCAGCUUCCAUGUUCGACGUGCAGGUGAAGAGGAUUCACGAAUACAAGCGGCAGCUCAUGAACUGCCUCCACAUCAUCACCAUGUACAACCGCAUCAAGAGAGACCCCAAUAAGCUGUUUGUACCCAGGACAGUGAUAAUUGGCGGCAAGGCUGCUCCUGGCUACCACAUGGCGAAGAUGAUUAUCAAGCUGAUCACCUCCGUGGGCCACGUGGUGAACAACGACCCCGUGAUCGGGAACAAGCUGAAGGUUAUUUUCCUGGAGAAUUACAGGGUCUCCCUCGCUGAGAAAGUGAUUCCAGCCACAGAUUUAUCGGAGCAGAUUUCCACGGCGGGCACCGAAGCCUCGGGGACCGGCAACAUGAAGUUCAUGCUCAACGGGGCUCUGACCAUCGGGACCAUGGAUGGCGCCAACGUCGAGAUGGCAGAAGAAGCUGGAGAGGAGAACCUUUUCAUCUUUGGCAUGAGGGUGGAGGACGUGGCAGAGCUGGACCGGAGAGGGUAUGUUGCUCAAGAGUAUUACGACCGGCUUCCGGAGCUGAAGCAGGUGAUUGACCAGAUCCGGAGUGGCUUCUUUUCCCCCAAAGAACCGGACCUGUUCCGAGAUGUGAUCAACAUGUUAUUCUUCAAUGACCGGUUUAAAGUCUUUGCCGACUACGAAGCGUAUGUCAAGUGUCAAGAGAAAGUCAGCCAGCUGUACAUGAACUCCAAGGAGUGGACCAAAAUGGUGAUUCGAAACAUUGCCGCUUCUGGAAAGUUCUCCAGCGACCGGACCAUCAAGGAGUAUGCCCGGGACAUCUGGAAGGUGGAGCCUUCGGACCUGAAGAUCCCGCCCCCCAAUGUCCCCCGGGAUGUCGCUGACGAGAUGCUGGCCAAUGAGAUGGCGGACAAGAUGCACGUGUGAAUCUUUCAAACUAAAGUUUUCCUUUAGUGCGCUGCACUGUAUGUGUGAUGGGAACUGCAGCCCCAUCACUGUCUAGCAAAUAACAGUAGUCUAAAAAUCAAAGGGCGGUUUUUCUCUCUCCCCCCUCCCCGCCCAGCUUUUAAAUAGCGAGACGGAUCCGAGUACUUUGUGAACUCUCCGAAAAGUGCAAAUCAGGUAGGAUAGGUGCAAUUUUUU